GUCCUGGAGGACUACGCAGAUCCCUUUGAUGCGGCGCAGGUGGCUGUUAGCCAGGCAGGGCUGGAGAAGGUGACGGAGAACGAUGGAUAUAUGGAGCCGUAUGAAGCCCAGAAGAUGAUGGCUGAGAUCCGCCAGAAGGGCUUACGGGAGGCUCCCACCCGGCCACUGCACCUCUACGACACUCCCUACGAGCCUGUGCUUGGAGGGCUGGACAUGGACGGUGACCGCCCAGCUUGCCCCAGGCCCAGGGAGUCCCGGCUGCCUGAGGAUGACGAGCGGCCACCGGAGGAGUACGACCAGCCCUGGGAGUGGAAGAAGGAGCGGAUCUCCAAAGCUUUUGCNNNUGAAAUCAAGGUCAUUAAAGACCUGCCAUGGCCACCACCGGUGGGACAGCUCGACAGCGGUGAAAGCCCCCUGGACGGUGAGUCCAGUGCCUCCGUCCCUCUGCAGCAUGGCCAGCCCAGCUACGAAGAUGCCAAUGGUCCAUCAGAGGGGCUGGGGUAUGGCCGCACCUCGCCCUGCAGGGAGGAGAAGGCCAGGGCUGCCCUCAGGCAUGGCUCCAGCAGCCUCAAGAGCACGAAGACGCUGAUUGCUGAGCCUGGCCCCUUCGUCGGGGAGAGGAUUGACCCUGCCCUGCCCCUGGAGAGCCAGUGCUGGUACCACGGGGCCAUCAGCCGGACAGAUGCGGAGACGCUGCUGAGGCUGUGCAAGGAGGCCAGCUACUUGGUGCGCAACAGCGAGACCAGCAAGAACGACUUCUCCCUCUCCUUGAAGAGCAGCCAGGGCUUCAUGCACAUGAAACUGUCCCGGACCCAAGAGAACAAGUACGUGCUGGGUCAGCACAGCCCACCCUUCGACAGUGUGCCGGAGAUCAUUCAUCACUACGCCAGCCGCAAGCUGCCCAUCAAGGGGGCUGAGCACAUGUCCUUGCUUUACCCGGUGGCUAUACGUACCCUAUAGUCCUCACCCACCAUGAGCCAGGCUCGAGGCCGGGUGCACCCAGAACUGGCCCAUCCGCAGGGCUGAGUGCCACCAUGCCAAGGAUGGGCUCCGGACCAGCAGCCCGCAAGCAGCUCACUGGGCACAGCCAGCACUGUUGGGGAUUGCUGCAGCCGGACUCCUCAUCCCGCUCUCUCAGGGGGCUCCCGUGUGCCAGUUUGCCUGCUGGGAUGGCACCGGGGGGACCCCCCGUGUGAGGAGCUGAGCAGGGCUCGCCGGCUGCCCACUGCUCUCGCCUGCCUCCAGGCAGAGCUCGGGAUGUAAGGACUGGAGCUGGGGC
Molecule: messenger RNA, 1279 nt
Organism: Nipponia nippon (crested ibis)
Lineage: Eukaryota; Metazoa; Chordata; Aves; Pelecaniformes; Threskiornithidae
Source: RefSeq, a predicted model, not a curated record